AUGUUCCGCAGGAGGGACAUGUCCCCAGGUGAGGAGUCCAGCAAGGACUUGGAUUCCAACUCCCAUCACUCACCUGGGGAGCCGUCUACCUCUGCCCUUGCUACUCCAGGGGGCGCUGCUGAGACGGAAGGGAAGGCCAGAGAGAAGGACAGUGAAGAGGAGUGGGACGGAGAGAAAGGUGAAGAGUGGCAGCUGAAAGUGCAGGACAGAGGUCGAGGGCUGAUUAAGGAGUCUCUCCUCAAGUUUGGAAAUGAACUUGGGGAGGACUCCGUAAAGGACAAAAAGAAGAAAAAGAAGAAAAAGAAAAACAUCGCCCGGCGUCAGCCUGAGACCUCUGUCAGGGGGUCUGGAGAUUCCACAGAGGAGGGUGAGUGCUCAAAUGCUGAGUAUAUGUACAAUGAUGAUGUUCAGGCCUUGCAGAAGCCUGGGGCCAGGGAUACUAACCCUGCAGAUGGCAACACCUGUAUGCCCCAGAAACCUGCACAACCUGCCUCUGUGGAAGUAUCUGGGCCCCCCGCCGCCCUCCAUGGUGACAGGGAGACCAUCCCCGCCGGUACUAUGGCGUGUACCGGUGAUCCCAUGGAGGGGUCCUUCCCUUGCUCCCUUCCCACUCCCUCCCUUACCUGCCUUCCCUCUGACCUUCCUCUCCGUGUGGUUGCGUCCCCUGGAGUGGCUGGUACCUCUGCCUCCUGUCCUCAGGCGGCUGCUGGGCAGGAUGGCACUGGAUGGAGCAGUCUGGAGCAGGGUGAUGGCCCUCCUUUUCCCUCUGCUCCCUUGGAGCAAGCUCGACUGCUCUCCCCUACCAGCAAGUCUCCUCCCCUGUUUGUCCCCCAGUCUGUUUCCCUGGAUGUGUCCAAGUUUGUCUUCCAGUCUGUUCCCCCUGCUUCCCUAUGUGUUCCCCUUAUGUCUGCAUGUGUAACCAGUCCCCCUGUUGUUCCUGUUGUUCCUGUUGUUCCUGGUGCCCCGGGUGCCGCGGGUGCCGCUGGCGCUAUGGAAGACAGGACUGCAGGGGACUCCCAUCAUCCUCAGUCAGCAGUCCAUACUGAGGAAACCGCCAGUGGAGGUAAGAAAAGUAUGACUAACAUUGUGUUUGACUCCACUGGUGGUUUAGGGAUGGCUGAGGAGGAUGGGAGUAUGGAUGUAACUGUAAAUGUAAUGAUGGGACCUAUUGGCCUUAGUAAAAAGGUCCACAGCCAGUCUGUUUGUAUUAAUGAUGUUGCCCCUGCCCCUGGUGUUGUUACCCCUGCCCCUGGUGUUGUUGCCCCUGCCCCCGGUACUAUUGCCCCUGGUGUUGUUGCCCCUGCCUCUGGUUAUGUUGCCCCGCCCCCUGUACUAUUGCCCCUGCCCCUGGUACUGUUUCCCCUGCCCCUGGUUAUGUUGCCCCCGACUCAGGUUAUGUUGCCCCUGCCCCUGGUUCACUGGAGUUAGUUGGUACACAGGUGGCGGGCACGAGCACGGGCACAGGCACCCUGACAAAGGGUGCCGCGGUUAUAAAUAGUUUAGACGCACAAGCAGGUACACGGGUUCCCCUUAGGCACUCCCAGGUUGUCACCCAGGGUUCUGGUGUGACCGAGGCCUCUGGUUCAGCGAGGGGAGUCCGUCCGAAUCAUUCCCAGACGGCGGGUCCCGGUGCGCCCAAUGCUUGGGCAUCUGGGCCACCUCGCCUCUCUGCGGACGGGCCUGCUACGCGUCCUCAGGUUUCCUUUGGGAACAGGAGGAACGUGGUACGGCUCAUCUGUGGGGGUGAGACCCAGGUGCCUGACAGACGGUGGCUGGUGACCCGGCUAAAGGAUAUGGGAUUUGCGCCCGUGGACCUGUACGCGCUCAUCCAUGCCUCGGGCACCCGAGAGUUCGACGUCUCCUUUAUGACGUCGCAGCUCCUGGAUCGCUUCUGGGCUGGGUGGGAAGCGGCCAGGUCUGCACAGGGUACAAAGUGGGCAGGAUUCACCGCUGUGGCCAUUUCUCGCCAGGGUCUUAAGAAGGUCACUUUCCUGGUGAGAAAUGAAUCCAUCCCCAUAGCAGACAUCCUUGUUUGGACUAAGAGGUUUGGGGAUGUUAAAUCCCCCCCUGUUAAGAUCUUAGAUGAGGAUGGGAUUUGGACAGGCGGAUGGACUGUUUCAGUGUUGCUGAGGGAGAUUCGAGGUGUCACACAGCAUAUGCCUAAUAGUUUUUUCAUCGGGGCUGACCGGGUAUCCUGUUUUUACCCUGGUCAGCCCAGGGUAUGUCACAAGUGCGGAUCGUACAGGCAUUACAGCAAUGCCUGUACGGUCCUCAAAUGCACUAUGUGCGGCGCUGUGGGGCACCUCCGGGACAGCUGCAGGGAGAUCCGAUGUCAUCUGUGUUCAGAGAUGGGUCACACGUACCGCACCUGCCCCGAAGCCCAGCACAAUGUAGAGUCCAUCUGGAGUCAGGAGCCGGUGGAGAUGGACUCUGCUGGGUUAAGGGUUCAGGUAGCAUCGUCAUCUACAAGGCCCAUCUCUGGCACAGGGGUUUCCCUGCCCCAGCAACAACCCAUCCUCCCCUCGGUCUCUGUAACAUCUCAGGACCCUGGGAAGGCCACAAGUUCACGUCCCCUCACGAAAAGUGUACGUAGAGAACGCACUACCUCCACAGCCAUUAUGGCUCCCCCUAGACCCCCUCCCCCUAGGCCCCCCCCUCCUAAAUUCUCCACGGUGAAGGUUACCCCCACUGAAAAGUCCCCAGAUGCACGUCCCUUAGAUGCACAGUCCCUAGAGUGGAGCACGGUGAAAGGUAAGAAACCCCCCCCCUCCAAGACCUCGACGCUGCCCUCACCCCGGAAGAUCGCCAUACCCCCUGCGGCGAAACCCCCGAAAGGGGGAGACGCCACUUAUAAGGGUGGUGUGGCACGGGCGUCAUCCUCCUCUUCGGGCUUGCAGGAGGCCCCGGUGCCCGUAUCUAACAGGUACGAGGCACUGUCCUCCAGCUGGGCCGACUGUGAGUACGAGGAGGAGAUGGCGAACCUCCCCGAGGUGGUGGCAGGGGUUGAGGUGGGACAGGAGGUGCUUCUGAGAGACGACGGGCCACUGUAUCCCGGAGUCUCAGUGAAGAGGUUCCUCGGUUCCGACACGGAGGAGGAGGGGUACCGCAGAAGGAAGGGAAAGUCUCCUUAUACUUAA
This is a messenger RNA of Pelobates cultripes (western spadefoot toad), 3137 nucleotides long. The record is from the annotation of a GenBank genome assembly. NCBI's taxonomy places the organism in Eukaryota, Metazoa, Chordata, Amphibia, Anura, Pelobatidae.